Molecule: messenger RNA, 543 nt
Organism: Onychomys torridus (southern grasshopper mouse)
Lineage: Eukaryota; Metazoa; Chordata; Mammalia; Rodentia; Cricetidae
Product: keratin-associated protein 9-1-like
Exons: 1
Cellular component (GO): keratin filament
Source: RefSeq, a predicted model, not a curated record
AUGACCAACUCCUGCUGCUCCUCUUGCUGCCAGCCCACCUGUUGUGAAACCACCUGCUGCAGGACAACCUUCUGUAAGCCAACCUGUGAGACCAGCUACUGCUGCCAGCCCUGCUGCCAGCCCUGCUGCCAACCCAGCUGCCAGCCCAGCUGCUGCAAGACCAUCUGAUGCAGAACCACCUGCUGUAAGCCAUCCUGUGUGGACAGCUGCUGCCAGCCAUGCUGCCAGCCCAGCUGCUGCAAGACCAUCUGCUGCAGAACCACCUGCUGUAAGCCAACAUGUGUGACCACCUGCUGCCAGCCCUGCUGCUGCAAGACCACCUGCUGUAAGCCAACAUGUGUCACCACCUGCUGCCAGCCCUGCUGCUGUGAAACCACCUGCUGUAAGACCACCUGCUGUAAGCCAACCUGUGUGACUGCCUGCUGCCAGCCAUGCUGCCAGCCCAGCUGUUGUGAACCCAGCUGCUGCCAGCCCUGCUAUUGUGAGCCCAGCUGCUGCCAGCCUAGCUGCUGCCCAACCUGCUAUGAAACUACCUGCUACUAG